AUGGGCGCGGCCAACAGCGUGCGCAAGCUCACGGUCGACAGCAUCGCGUUGCUCGAGCAGCUCGAGCCCACCAGGGCCGAGGUGGCAGCCAAACGUGCCGUGCGGCGCUGCGUGCAACACCUGCUUCAACAGCAAUGGCCCACCUGCCGCGUGUUGCCUUUUGGCUCGUCGGAAAGCAAUCUAGGCUUUGGCGGGUGCGACGUCGACCUCGCGAUCUACUUCCACGAUGGCCACGUCGACGCGCUUGGCGAAUUGCCGCUGGCGCAGCGCGUGGAGCUCCUGACGACCGCGAGAGAGCGACUGUCGCGCACGUUUCAGGUCCAGGCGUUUGUCCGCAGUGCACGUGUCCCGGUCCUGAAGCUCUGGGACCCAAAGCGAGAGGUGGCGUGUGACGUGUGUGUAGGCGGCGCGAGUGCGCUGCUGAACACGGCGCUGCUCAAGUACUACGCACAGGCGGACCCUCGCGUGCGGCCGCUAGUGUUUGCAGUCAAGUACUGGGCCAAGCAGCGGGGAAUCAACGACGCGGUCAAUGGGACACUGAGCUCUUACGGUUAUACGCUGUUGCUGAUCUUCUACUUGCAGUCACGAUAUGCAGACAUGGAGCUGCCAGCUGUACACGCUGCUUUUCAGGAUGUGCAGUCGCAGACCACUGUGUGUGGACUGCUAGAACAGCUGCAGUCGAUGCCUCUGAUAGACGUGUCGUCCACGUUUGGCACGUCUGACAUGAACUCGGUUGGAGCGUUGCUUGCUGGCUUUUUCGACUUUUAUGCACAUCGCUUUAACUUUGAGCUCGACGUGGUGAGUAUCCGCGUGGGAAGCGCCUUAUUGAAGACGACCAAGUGGAGUCACGCCGUGUCCUGGCGACUGAGUAUUGAAGACCCGUUCGAGGUGGCGCACGACGUGGGACGCGCUGUUUUCCAUCGCAAGGGCCAGGAUCUGAUUCGGUCGGAGUUUAAACGCGCGAGUGAUCUCGUGAGCGCAGAUUGUCGUCUCGAGGACAUUUGCGUGUCUGAUGCGACCGCGUGGAACUUUGUUGCAACGUGCUACGUUUGCUACAGCAGGGACCAUCCCACCCGGGACUGCGAUCAAUGUGUUCGUCAGAAUUUGGCAGGUGGUGGCGGCUACAACACGGUCUCACGCUUCUCAGACUGCUGGUACUGCGGACAGCAAGGUCACUACAAAGCAGAGUGUCCGAUGCUAUUCUUCCGUGACAUUCCACGUCCGGUCGACGUGGCAAGAACGAUGCUCGAGAACACCUCGACCGUUCCGCUUGUGCCGGUAACUUCACCCAUCGCGAUCCCAGCGACUUCUGCACCAACAGUGGUAUUGUCUCGUAUCUGCAAGGAGCGCCCCUGGGAGCGUGGCCUCAGUCCGAGUAAUUCACCGAUGCUUCGUCUGUCGAUGAAGAAGAAGCGAGCGCGUCACAGCUCGACGUCGUCAGCUUUGUCUUCUCCACAGACAUCGUCUUGGGUUUGGUCAUUAAAUGGCUUGUCGCACGCGGAAAAGCGACAACAGCAGCAGCGUUCUCAGCAGCAGAAGUAUGAGCAGCAACGUCGCGAAUUUGCGCUGCUACAUCUAUCGCGUAGGUGCGGAGACCGCAACACCCGCUGUGGCAAGGCACAGGUUAGCAAGGUGGUCUGCUCUUCCUAG
Molecule: messenger RNA, 1650 nt
Organism: Peronospora matthiolae
Lineage: Eukaryota; Oomycota; Peronosporomycetes; Peronosporales; Peronosporaceae
Source: the annotation of a GenBank genome assembly